Molecule: messenger RNA, 481 nt
Organism: Arachis ipaensis
Lineage: Eukaryota; Viridiplantae; Streptophyta; Magnoliopsida; Fabales; Fabaceae
Source: RefSeq, a predicted model, not a curated record
ACAGGGGAUUAAGAGACUGUGGAAAGGUGUUCUCAUGUUUGGGCCUCCCGGAACUGGGAAGACACUUCUUGCUAAAGCAGUUGCUACUGAAUGCGGUACCACUUUCUUUAAUGUUUCUUCUGCAACUUUAGCUUCCAAAUGGCGUGGUGAGAGUGAACGCAUGGUGCGGUGUUUGUUUGAUCUUGCAAGAGCAUAUGCACCAAGUACAAUUUUCAUUGAUGAAAUUGAUUCUCUGUGCAAUGCUAGGGGGGCUUCUGGGGAACAUGAAUCAUCCAGAAGGGUGAAGUCUGAACUUCUAGUUCGGAUUGAUGGUGUAAACAAUAGUUCCACAAAUGAAGAUGGUACCCGUAAAAUAGUAAUGGUUUUGGCAGCCACAAACUUCCCUUGGGACAUAGAUGAGGCACUGAGGUUUGUAUUUGCUUUUCUGCAUCCUUUUCUUAUACUUCUUAAUAUGCAUUGCAAGUGAUAGAAGUAUGCGAUG